AUGGUGCACAAGAACACGCAGCAAUCGUACGGCACGACGAAGCCCGGCGUGGCGCUCAUGCAUCAAGCUCAACAAGCACACCGCUCCAACGAUGCAGAAGCGUCCCGUGUCAUCCACAUCGCCAAGAACGGCCACGCAUCGGAAGCACACUUGGACAAUGGAGGGCAUAUCAAGAGUGCGGUGUACGGGGGACUCGACGGCAUCAUCACGACGUUUGCGACCGUGACGUCCGUCGCAGGGUCUGGCCUCCCGCACUCGGUGAUCCUCAUCCUCGGGCUAGCGCACUUGGUCGCGGAUGGCCUGUCCAUGGGGAUGGGCGAUGUCUUGUCCAGCCAAGCCGAGAUCGACCUCGUCCACCACGAACGCGCCCGCGAAAUGUGGGAAUUUGACAACUUUCCUGAAGGGGAAAUGGACGAAAUGGUCGAGCUGUACGAGAAGAAGGGGAUUCCGACGCACGACGCCAAGCUGGUCGUCCACACGCUGGCCAAGUACAAGGAAGCAUUCGUUGACAUUAUGAUGGUGGAAGAGCUCAACCUGAUGCCGGUCGACGAGGACGAGAACCCGCUCAUCGGAGGUCUAGUAACGUUUGGAUCGUUCAUGUUGUUUGGCGCGGUGCCGCUGCUGUCGUACUUGGUCAACCUCGUGCCAGGCAUCCAAUUUUCUGGCGAGCAGGCACUGUGGGGAUCGUGCGUCCUCACGGCCCUCACGCUCUUUCUCUUGGGCGCUGUCAAGGUGAUGACUCUCCAUGGGCUGCUGCUGCUGCUGAUACUGUUUUGUACAGGGUCAAUAUGGUCUGGCCUCCCGCACUCGGUGAUCCUCAUCCUCGGGCUAGCGCACUUGGUCGCGGAUGGCCUGUCCAUGGGGAUGGGCGAUGUCUUGUCCAGCCAAGCCGAGAUCGACCUCGUCCACCACGAACGCGCCCGCGAAAUGUGGGAAUUUGACAACUUUCCUGAAGGGGAAAUGGACGAAAUGGUCGAGCUGUACGAGAAGAAGGGGAUUCCGACGCACGACGCCAAGCUGGUCGUCCACACGCUGGCCAAGUACAAGGAAGCAUUCGUUGACAUUAUGAUGGUGGAAGAGCUCAACCUGAUGCCGGUCGACGAGGACGAGAACCCGCUCAUCGGAGGUCUAGUAACGUUUGGAUCGUUCAUGUUGUUUGGCGCGGUGCCGCUGCUGUCGUACUUGGUCAACCUCGUGCCAGGCAUCCAAUUUUCUGGCGAGCAGGCACUGUGGGGAUCGUGCGUCCUCACGGCCCUCACGCUCUUUCUCUUGGGCGCUGUCAAGGGUCAAUAUGUUGGCCAAAAGUGGUUUGUGUCGGGGUUGUACAUGGCGGUGAACGGGACGGUCGCGGCCGGCACGGGAUGGAUCAUCGGCUACCUCCUCCAACUCACCGGCGUCCAGAACGUCGCGCCGGGAUAG
Molecule: messenger RNA, 1419 nt
Organism: Aphanomyces invadans
Lineage: Eukaryota; Oomycota; Saprolegniomycetes; Saprolegniales; Verrucalvaceae
Exons: 7
Coding region: 1-1419 (472 amino acids)
Biological process (GO): intracellular manganese ion homeostasis
Cellular component (GO): membrane
Molecular function (GO): manganese ion transmembrane transporter activity; iron ion transmembrane transporter activity
Source: RefSeq, a predicted model, not a curated record